AGCAAACCUCAUUCUUUCUUCUGUAUUGCACAGGCUUCCACUGUGUAGACGAGAGAAUUGGAGCGAAUAAAUAUGGCAUCGGCGUCCUCUUCCGACGGAGUUGCCGGAAGGCUUCGGAACGCAUCGUUGGUUCUUGUUUCCGAUAACAGUUCCACAAUUUCUGACAUUCGUAAAGCUGUGACUAUGAUGAAGAACAUUGCUGUUCAGUUUGAGAAAGAUAAUCAAACUGAGAAGGUUAAAGACUUGGAAAAUUCCGUGGCUGAGCUUUUAGAUUUAUUUGGUGAUUGUGCUCAUCGUUCGGCGGCAAUUCAAUCUGUCGCAAAUGCGUACCAAUCUGGGGAACAGUUAACUGACUUUAAAAAGUUACUUGACGACGAGUUCACAAAGAUCAAGGCUACAACUUCUUCAGUGACUCAAAAUGAUCAUCUGAUGCGCCAGUUCAGGGAAGCAGUUUGGAACGUUCAUCAUGCAGGUGAACCAAUGCCUGGUGACGACGAAGAGGACAUUGUCAUGACCAGUACUCAGUGCCCUCUCCUAAACAUGACAUGCCCUGUGAGCGGGAAGCCUCUCACUGAACUAGCAGAUCCAGUUCGCAGUAUGGAUUGCAAGCACGUCUACGACAAAUCCGCAAUCAUGCAUUACAUAUCCAAAAAUUCCAAUGCGAAGUGUCCUAUAGCAGGCUGCCGAGGUAAACUGCAGAAUAACAAAGUGGUCUGUGAUCCAAUGUUGAAGUAUGAAAUCGAGGAGCUGCGCACGAUGAACAAGCAAUCCAAUAGGGGGGAAGUGAUUGAAGACUUCACAGACUUAGUCGAUGAAGAUUAGAGAUCAAAAUAUCUCUUCAAGUUCACAACUUUUGCUUUUCGUUGUCCAUUUGGUAUAUUUAUCAAAUGUGAAGUCUGCUACCAAUUGUUUCCAGUUUUGGAUGUAAAUAGGCAAAAUACCACUCUAACAGCUCGUUUUGGCUAAGUUUGAGUUCUUCUUCUGAGGCUAGUCAAAUCUUAUUUCAUUUCUUUUAGGAGUGUUUUGGGUUCUCAGAUUUCUGUGGAGUUAUGAAAUGAAAAUAUAGGAACCGAAUGUAAAACUGAGUUUGGAUUUA
Molecule: messenger RNA, 1096 nt
Organism: Eutrema salsugineum
Lineage: Eukaryota; Viridiplantae; Streptophyta; Magnoliopsida; Brassicales; Brassicaceae
Product: E3 SUMO-protein ligase MMS21
Exons: 7
Coding region: 73-822 (249 amino acids)
Biological process (GO): protein sumoylation; double-strand break repair via homologous recombination
Cellular component (GO): Smc5-Smc6 complex; nucleus
Molecular function (GO): SUMO ligase activity; zinc ion binding
Source: RefSeq, a predicted model, not a curated record